AUGCCAGCACUUGCCCGCAGAUUCCUGAUCUGGGCGGCGGUGGACGGUCUCAUCCUCCAAGCUCAUGGGCCUGCUGAGCAUAAAAGAACCGUUCAAAUCGACUACCAGAAGCGGCAAAUAAAGGAGCUUGCGGACGAUGAGGCCGGGCCCCGAAAGGGUGUCCCGCUGGAGUCGCACGGCAUCAUCGGCAUCCUUUCGAUCGCGUCUACUUCCUUUCUGAUUACCAUUGUUCAGCGAGAGCAAGUGGCCCAGCUCUUUGGGAAACCCGUUUACGGCAUUACCGAUGUCGCCCUCCUUCCACUGUCUUCGCAGGCCGAGGCGGACGAAGCCAUUGCUGCAGUCACCGCAUCACGAAGCUCGACCGCAUCCACGGCCGGUUCUGACUCAGAGUUAAGUGAUCCCGGAGAGGGAGACGACGAUGACAGUCUGUCCAGCGAUGCCGAAUCCGAGAGACCUAUCGACAGCAAGCCUGCCCUGCACCGCAGCCCCAGUGUCACGAGCAUCGCCAAAGAUGUCUGGACUAAUCGUGGCCAAUAUGGCAGGUUCGCGUCCCAGUGGUUCUCGGGGAGAGGUUGGGGCAUGAGCAGGACUGCCACCGAACCGCCUGUGUCUUCGACUGCGGAGCCGACGUCUGAAGGCGGUGCAGCAGCUGCAGCAAGCCUAACUGAAGCAAAGAGCCACACACCUCCUGAGAGCGAACCGGCCCAACCGGCCGAGCAGAUCGUGACCGCUGGUGGCUCCAUCAAAGAUGCCUUGCCUAAGAUCCUCCGAACCACCAAGAUGAUUUUGACAUCGGGCAGCUUUUUCUUCUCAUACGAUUUCGACCUCACGAGACGACUAGCACUCAUGACGGGAACAACAAAGGCGCCGUCGCCGGACUCUCUCGACCCAUUGUACUUUUGGAAUAGACGACUGGCAACACCCUUCCUGGAAUCGCGACAAGACUCGUUACUUGUGCCGAUUUUGCAAGGGUUUGUAGGGCAAAGAUCGUUCGUUGUUAGAAAAUCUAGCCAUGGCGACGAAGAGUCAGCAGGUGUGGUGUCAGUCGAGGAUGGCAAAGACUCUACAGGACUGGCACAUGCCACCACCCAAGCUAAGCAGAGCCUCGCGACCAUGGGCGAGGAAACCCAAGAGUAUAUCCUAACUUUGAUCUCUCGUCGAUCAGUCAAACGAUCGGGGUUACGAUAUCUACGACGAGGCAUUGACGACGAAGGCAACUGCGCAAACGCCGUGGAAACCGAGCAGAUCUUAUCAGCCCCGGACUGGUCUCCCGCUCGAGGGAUUCGAUCUUUCGUGCAGAUCCGCGGCUCGAUCCCGCUGUACUUUUCUCAGUCGCCCUACGCGCUCAAACCGAUUCCAAUGCUCCAUCAAUCGGCAGUCAAGAAUGAAACGGCGAUGAAAAGACACUUCCACGACCUCAAGAGACGGUAUGGAGGUGUCCAGAUUGUAGCAUUAGUGGACAAACACGGAAACGAGGUGGUCAUUGGUGAUGCAUUCGAAAAGACGGUCCGCUCUUUGCAGGAAUCCCACCAACUUGAGGACGUGCAAUUCGAAUGGUUCGACUUUCAUUCUGAAUGUCGCGGCAUGAAGUUCGAGAAUGUGUCGAAACUGGUGCAGAAAAUUGAGGAUGUCAUCGCUAGGUAUGGCGAGACAGUCAUUUCAGGGAGGGGGGUCGAGGUGAUGCAAUCAGGGACUAUUCGCACCAACUGCAUGGACUGUUUGGACAGGACCAAUGUGGCCCAGAGUGCCUUUGGACAGUAUAUGUUGCAGAAAGACCUGGGCCAGGAGGGGUUUGAGAUCGAUCUCCUCCACGACGAGAGCACAACUUGGUUUAACACUCUUUGGGCUGACAAUGGCGAUGCCAUAUCUCGCCAGUAUGCUUCGACCGCGGCGUUGAAAGGUGACUUUACCCGGACACGACGGCGCAAUUACCGGGGGGCUCUGAACGACUUCAGUUUGACCUUGACGCGGUAUUACAACAACAUGGUCAACGAUUAUUUUUCUCAGGCUGUUAUCGAUGUGCUGCUGGGCAACAUCUCGUGGAAGAUCUUCGAGGACUUUGAGAGUACGAUGAUGGCGGCUGAUCCCGGCAUAUCGAUCGCCCAGGUGAGGGAGACCGCCAUUGAGAAUUGCGCCAAACAGGUCAUACAAGACGAAGACGAGGACCUCAUCCAGGGGUGGACGAUGUUGACACCGGCGCACGACAACACCUUGCGCACGCUGCCAUUCGAAGAAGCAGUAGUCCUUCUGACGGAUGCGGCUGUCUAUUGUUGCAGAUUCGACUGGACGACCGAGAAACUGGCGUCGUUUGAAAAGAUCGACCUGCGAUCAGUCUCGAAAAUCCAGUGGGGUACGUACAUCACGUCCACUUUCAGUGAGCGACAGAUGAACGAAGAGCUGAAUGCUGGCGUGGUGAUCAUCUACCAUCCGGGCAGGGGGAGUAUGAUCCGAACCAACACUCGAUCUUUACAGAACUAUGUUGCCCCGAAGGCAGAUGACUCGCCCGAGAGCCGAAUUGACGGAGGCACAGGGAUUCUCUCCUGGCUCAGCCCAAGCUCGCCGCCGUUGUCCAGGACGCUGGCGCUGAAAGUGAUUCCCACCAGUACGCAGCCAGAUUCGCCGAAGCAGCAGAGCCGCAGUGAGGUGCCCCUCUUUGUGGCCGAAACCAUUGCAGGCGACAUCCGGAGGGCGAUCGUGGGCGCAGGGGAGCAGAGUGACCGAGCGAACGACGGGCUGGUCGAGAAGCAAGACAUCAUUUCGCUCGCCGACGCAAAGCAGCGCACGGGAUAUUUUGAGCAGCUGGGAUACUCGAUCAAGAAGAUGGUGUGGGCGUAG
This is a messenger RNA of Capronia epimyces CBS 606.96, 2835 nucleotides long. RefSeq lists its product as uncharacterized. The record is from RefSeq and is a predicted model, not a curated record. Gene Ontology annotation, molecular function: phosphatidylinositol-4-phosphate phosphatase activity. The transcript has 3 exons. NCBI's taxonomy places the organism in Eukaryota, Fungi, Ascomycota, Eurotiomycetes, Chaetothyriales, Herpotrichiellaceae. Bases 1 to 2835 code for a protein of 944 amino acids. Gene Ontology annotation, biological process: phosphatidylinositol dephosphorylation. Gene Ontology annotation, cellular component: endoplasmic reticulum.